AUGCUUCGGUGGUCGCUGGGCAUCUCACGACUAGACCACGUUUGCAACGAAGUGAUUCGACGGCGCGUGGGUGUUGCGCCUAUCACAGAGAAAAUGCGAGAGAGACGACUACAGUGGUAUGGCCACGUCAUACGAGCUGCUCCUGACACUGUCGCUGCCACUGCUUACCGCUUUGAAGUCGACGGCAAACGACCGCUGGUAUGUGAAGUGCUUUGUCCGGACACAUCGUGUUGCGAAAAAUUCGGAACUGAGGAUGACAGGAGGCGGAAUCCAUGCAAAGAUAAGGAAUUCUUCAACUCUCUCAAGUCGAAGACGACACGUCCACCUAGUGGUGAUUUAGAAUGGAGUUAUGUUUUCUUCCUAGCUUCAUACACAUAUAGCCCUGUAGUAGAUCUGGCAUAG
Molecule: messenger RNA, 402 nt
Organism: Ostertagia ostertagi
Lineage: Eukaryota; Metazoa; Nematoda; Chromadorea; Rhabditida; Trichostrongylidae
Source: the annotation of a GenBank genome assembly